UGAAGAAGCGGCCACAAAAAUGAAGCCAAACUGGAGAGACAAGGCUCUGUGUCCAAUCUUGGGCGGAAUCACCAUCUUCCUCAUCGUCUACCUCAACUUCGACGAAACCAGCUUCACCUUCACCUUCCCAGUUCUGUGGCUUCCGAAGAUGGGGUUCGUGGGGACGAACUCGACCCGGUUCGUGAUCGUCGAGGACGGUGGGGAUGUUGGCGGUGGUCGAGUCCAGUCGACGGUGUACGUCAAUGGGUGGAAUCCGUAUUGGCUGAUGGAGGAGAGCGUGUGGGUUCAAUCGAGGGCGAGGGUUUCUGAGAUGAUGAAGAGAGGGGCCGGAAUGGGGAUGACCGUGUAGAGGUCUCCGGGCGUUUUCGAUGAGAGGGUGCUCAGGGGAUUAGAUUAUGUAAUUGUUGAAGCUCGAAGGAAUCGGGUGCGAGUAAUCCUGAGCUUAGUUAACAAUUUGAACGCUUUUGGUGGUAAAGCACAGUAUAUCAGAUGGGCGCAAGAAGCUGGACAGAAUGUCUCUUCAUCGGCAGAUUCGUUCUUCUCGCAUCCCACAGUAAAGGAGUACUACAAGGCUUAUAUCAAGGCGGUAAUAACAAGAAAAAACUCCAUGACUGGAGUUCAUUAUUUUGAUGAACCAGCUAUUUUUGCUUGGGAGCUCAUGAAUGAGCCUCGCUGUGUAUCUGGGUCAUCUGCGCCACGUCUUCAGGCUUGGAUCACUGAGAUGGCUGCGUAUGUCAAGAGCUUAGACCGAAGACACCUUGUGAUGAUUGGAGUUGAGGGAUUUUAUGGGUUACAAACGCAAGAAAAAAGUGCAGUUAAUCCUGGCGAAUGGGCAUCUUCACUUGCAACAGAUUUCCUUAAGAACUCAGCAAUUCAGAACAUUGAUUUUGCUUCUGUCCAUGCAUAUCCUGAUAGUUGGAUCCCGGGGGCGAGUUUGGACGAAAAAGUGAAAUAUCUUUCGCAGCGGGUUGAUUCUCACAUACUUGGGGAUGACAUGCUGAAGAAACCAGUUCUUUUCACAGAAAUUGGGUCGUCGUUGCAUCAGAAUCAACAAGAGUCAAGUCAAAGAGAUAUAUUCUUGAAGACGGUUUAUGACAAAAUCUAUGAAUCAGCAAAGAAGAGGCAAGCUGGUGCUGGAGCCUUGAUUUGGCAAUUGUUAGUAGAUGAUAUGCAAGGAUACACCGACCAAUUUGCGUUCGUGGCCUGGAAUCACCUUUCAACCUAUAAAUUGAUCAUAGAACAAUCAUGCAGGCUGAGGAGAAUGUUUGUGAAUAGCGUAUAUCGCCAUAAUGAUCCAUGUGCCUCUAUUGGAUCUUGACGGCUAUUGUGUACGAGUUAGAGCCAGUUGAAGUACCAUUUUAAUUUUGAACGGGGAAGGACGUAUUUGGGCAAGUUGCUGCAAUUGUGAUUGUGUCCUUGAAAUGGC
Rhodamnia argentea is the source of this 1426-nucleotide messenger RNA. RefSeq names its product mannan endo-1,4-beta-mannosidase 6-like. The record is from RefSeq and is a predicted model, not a curated record. Gene Ontology annotation, molecular function: hydrolase activity, hydrolyzing O-glycosyl compounds. Lineage: Eukaryota; Viridiplantae; Streptophyta; Magnoliopsida; Myrtales; Myrtaceae.